CCUAGUGUUGGAUGGAAACGCAAACGCAAGGGAAACACAAUCAGUUUGUCGCUUCAAAUUUCAGCUGCAGUUGUUCAGUUCAGUUUUGUUCCGCAGCAGCGUAGAUUCGCUUUGUCCGUCGUGAAAGAUUAGCUCGUUGGUCCGUGAUUGGAAUCGAUUCGACUAGACGGGAAUCAUUGGAGAUUCCACGCAGUUAUGUGAGAGGGAGUGUUCGGCAUUCAGGUACCAAUUUACCGAUUCUGUGCGUGCGCCGUAGCGAAAGAAAAGUGUCACAAAAGUGAAAAGGGUGAAAAGUCCCCCUUUUGAAGUCGUCAAGAGAAAGGGCAUUUUUUCUUCAAUGAAGUCAAGAAGCAAAUAACUGUGCAGUGAUGUAAACAUAUUAAAAAAUCCAGAUAAAGAGUGAAUGGCUCAGUGAGAAUCCGGAUUACCUAUAACUUCCUCCAGCACUAGCCAUCCAAAACAUCCAGCGUUAAGAAAGGAAGCAGUCAAAAUUUUCCUCAAUACGAACCUGUCGGAAGCUGCCUCGUUGCUUCUGGCCGUGGCAGAAAUGGACGAAGAGGAGGAGGUGGCCGACAUCCGGGAGCAGAUAUUUCACAACACCGUUCGGGAGCAUAUCAUUUUCCUACUACUGUUUCUAUUGCUAUAUCUCGGAAGUUUUGCAUUGAUAGGUCGCUUCAGACGUCGCGACCGAGAGGAUUUAUUCUCCACUGACGACGAUGAGAUUACCGUUUAUAGGAUUAGUUUAUGGUUGUGCACAUUUUCAUUGGCCGUGGCGGUGGGUGCAGCACUGCUCCUGCCAAUUUCGAUUGCCAGCAACGAGGUACUGAUACUGUACCCCAACAGUUACUACGUGAAGUGGCUCAACAGUUCACUGAUUCAAGGUUUAUGGAAUCACGUGUUCCUGUUCUCCAAUUUGGCGCUGUUUGUGCUGCUUCCGUUUUCCUACCUGUUCACCGAGUCCUCCGGCUUCAGUGGCCACAAGAAGGGACUGAUGGCACGGGUCUACGAGACGUUUACCGUGUUCUCGUUGCUGGCAUUCAUCGUAUUCGGCAUGACAUAUGUCAUCUCGGCGCUGCGGGAUCCCGAACGGAACACCUUCCAGGCGCUGUUCAACCUGGGAAAAUAUCAUCUGCCAUUUCUAUACUCAUGUGUAUCAUUUUUAGGAGUACUUUUAUUGUUAGUUUGUACCCCCAUGGGCUUCGUAAGACUGUUCGGCGUCGUCGGCCAAGUGCUGGUCAAGCCGAACUUGCUUCGUGAUGUCAACGAAGAAUUCAACGCCUUCAAUCUCGAGGAGGCAACCGUGCGACGGAAGCUGGCAAACGCCAACAUUAACAUUGAGCUGAAAAGCGUAACGACGGUCGAUUCGGCACCGUCCAAACUGUGCGCAGACCUGGAGGAUUUGUAUCAAAUCCGACCGACAAACGGCGGCGCCGUCAACGAGUCCACCAAACUUUUCGAAAGACUGAGAGAGCUUGAGGCUGAACGAAAACUAUUAGAUAAGCAACGCAGUUCGUCAGCGUUGCAGAGAAAUCUUGUCUAUCCGGUAGCAAUGUUGCUAUUGCUUCUACUGACCGGAAUCACCGUAUUGCUGGUGGUGCAGAAUACGUUGGAGUUGCUCAUUGGAAUCAAAGCCGUUCCACUCAGCACUCGGCAAUUCACCUUGGGAAUCACUUCCCUCUCGAAGCUAGGGCCCCUGGGAGCAGCCCUGGAGGUAUGCAUCAUCAUGUAUCUGGGGGUAACCUCGGCGGUUGGCCUCUACACAAUGCCAUUCAUGCGAAACGUUCGCCCUCAGCGACGAAAGACAUCCCUGUGCCAGUUGAUCGCCAACUGUGCGCUAGUGUUGAUCCUCAGUUCAGCACUGCCGUUGCUUUCGCGUAUUCUUGGAAUCACCAACUUCGAUCUGCUGGGCGACUUCGGCCAAAUCGAGUGGCUCGGAAACUUCAUGAUCGUGCUGCUGUACAACGUCAUCUUCGGAACGGCGGCCACGCUCUGUUUGGUCAACAAAUUUACGGCCACUGUGCGGCGGGAGCUGUGCGCACGAUUGAAGGCCUUGUUUGACUAUGGUGGCCAUUUGGAGUCCAGUCUUCACCAAAGUUCACUGCCUCAUCUGGCGACUUACGGUCACCAGCUGCAUCCAGCGUCGCAAACCGGAGCGAAUGGACAACCUUCAAGCAGUCAUCACCACGUAGUUUUAGAGUCCAGUGACAUGGUCGUUACGCAACGACCGAACCAUGCCGACGAAAAUGUUCCCAAUGAACAAAAUCGCCAUGCGAUCCCAAGCAACGGGUCGGAAGAUAAGAAAUCCAUGUAAAUUUGGCCAGCACUACUGUAAAAUCUUAACGAGUGUGAUAUCAGCAUUUUUCAAACACAAUAUCAACGGAACAAGGAAAAUUGUCAGUAUCAGUAUUCUAUCCUCAUGUGAAUAACUCAAAGCUCAAAUAAAACCGCAUAAACAUUAGCUCACGUGUGAAAAAAUAA
This is a messenger RNA of Aedes aegypti (yellow fever mosquito), 2478 nucleotides long. It is a transcript of the gene lili, whose product is annotated as protein Lilipod. Gene Ontology annotation, biological process: signal transduction. Bases 548 to 2311 code for a protein of 587 amino acids. The transcript has 12 exons. Gene Ontology annotation, molecular function: transmembrane signaling receptor activity. The record is from RefSeq and is a predicted model, not a curated record. NCBI's taxonomy places the organism in Eukaryota, Metazoa, Arthropoda, Insecta, Diptera, Culicidae.